This is a messenger RNA of Dibothriocephalus latus, 282 nucleotides long. The record is from the annotation of a GenBank genome assembly. Lineage: Eukaryota; Metazoa; Platyhelminthes; Cestoda; Diphyllobothriidea; Diphyllobothriidae.
AUGUCUAUUCCCGGCGUUAUUCCAGAGAAGACGAGGAGUAACAACAUUCUUGAAGUUGAACGGGUGCUAGGCGUUGAAGCUGCUCGUCGUGUGGUGAUGGAGGAACUCCUGGCUGUUAUGGAAGGUCAUGGCGUGGAAGUUAAUAUUCGUCACGUUAUGCUGCUAGCCGACCUCAUGACCAAUCGGGGCGAAGUAUACGGUUAUCAGCGCAGUGGCAUGGCUAAGGGCAAAAACAGUGUCCUCUGUUUAGCCUCGGUAUGUUCCCUCAACCUAUGCACAUAA